AUGGCUAGCCCACCUGUGCUAGCUUUCGAUGCUGAGGGCCGCCCAGUGAAGUUUGACACCUGGAUAGAUGACCUGCACCUCUAUCUACAGCUCUUUGCCAAGGACGACAUCUCACUGUACGACCACGCCCUAGGCCAUGUCACUACCCCUGCUGCUUGUGCUGACAGCACUGCCCGCUCACAGUGGCAGACUCGUGACGCCCACGCUCGCUUUGCUAUUCGCAACUCCCUGCCGAUAGAUGAGCGCGAGCACUUUGGACAGCACAAGACUGCACAGGCACUGUACACUGCUGUCGUUGCCCGCUACUCCUCACCGGCCUCUGCCGCACUAGGCCGUCUCUCUCUUCCCUACCUGUUCCCCGACUUAGCCUCUUUCCACACUGUCGCUGACCUCAUUACGCACCUCCGCACUAGUGAGGCUCGCUUCCGCGCUGCUAUGCUUGAUGAGUUCCUUGCCAAGAACCCACCCCCGCUCUGGCUCACUCUCUACCACCUAGUCACUCGCCUCCCUGACACUCUGCGCUCAGUCAGGGACCACUUCCUAGCUCGCUGCCCCACUGAGCUCACCAUUGCCCUCCUCAAGAAGGAACUCCUUGCAGGUGAGGCUAGCAUAGUCGCUGUAGGUGCCUCUCGUGGCGACCCCCGUACCCCGUUCUUUGAGGGGUGUUCUCCUUCCCCCCUUCUUCCCUCUGUCGCCUCUGCUGCUGCUGUCGACCUCCUUGGUGCUGAGAAGGUCGGGACUGCGUCUGCUUCGAGCGUGCGCCGCAGCGGCAAGGGCAAAGGGGGCAAGGGCGGUGGCGGUGACGGCGGGGGAGGCGGUGGUGGGGGCGGUGGCGGCGGUGGGGGUGGUGGCACGACUGGAGGGGCUAGUGGCAGCGGUGGGGGUGGUGGCGGCAGUGGCGGGGGAGGUGGCAGGGGUGGAGGCGGUGGUGGGGGUGACGGUGGACGCGGCGGCGGCAGGGGUUGGGGUGGUCGAGGAGGUGGCGGCUGCGGUGGUGGUCGUGGAGGCGCUGGCGGUGGCCAGAGCCAGCAGCACACUCCCUCGCCCCAGGAGGUCCGUGAGUGGUACUCUCAGCACGGGGGGGGGGGGGGAGGGGGGGUGGCUUUAGCUGCACGUACGUCAUUCGCACUGGUGACCGCACUGGCCACUGAGCUGCCCCGCUGGGUUGAUCUCCUGAAGAAGGGGAUUGAUAUCUAUGCUCUAGACUUUGAUGCUAUUCUCACUGCUAUGUAUCUGAUGUCUACUAGUGGAGAGGGUGUUGAGUACCUGUGUGUGCCGCCCGACCCGGGCAUUAGGACUAGUGCGUCUGCCGCUCCAGGUACUCGCGUGUCCGCUACCCCAGGUGCUGGUGAGGCAGCUGCUCUAGGUGCUUGUGCGUCUGCCCCCCCUGGUACUGAGUCGACUGCAGCACUGCACACCUUCACACUGGACUCAGGUGCUUCUCGCUGCUUCUUUCGUGACCGCACUGCCCUUGAGCCGCUUGCUCGGCCAGUUGCUGUCUCCCUCGCUGACCCCUCUGGGGGUCCGGUCAUUGCGACCUCCUCCACUCUCCUCCCCUGUCCUGCGGUCCCGUCGGGCACACUGUCAGGUCUCCACCUCCCCUCGUUCUCUACGAACCUGGUGGCAGGAUGGUCCUUCCUCCCCUCCCUCCCUCACCUGCUCCUCCCUGUCUUCCCUGUGUUGAGGGGCGGCAGCGCGCUGCUCCUCACUCCUCCUAGUUUCCCCCGACGACUGCUCCCUUGCAGACGCUCCACAUGGACGUGUGGGGCCCAGCCCGCGUCCGUGGUCAGGCUCAGCGAGCGUUUCCACUCGGACAUUCCUGUCCUGCGCUUGCACUCUGAUAGAGUUGGUGAGUUCUCCUCCGACCUCUUGGCAGCCUACUGUGCUGAGCACGGCAUUGAGCAGUCGUUCACGCUUCCGGCCUCUCCACAGCAGAAUGGGAUUGCGGAGCGCCGCAUUGGCCUGGUCAUGGAGCUCAACCUCUGGCCCCGUGUCUCCUUGCCGGAGACCUCGCCCACACUGCUGUGGACGGGGGAGGUUGGCAAUGCGUCGCGUUUCCGGGUCUGGGGAUCUCGAGCCUUUGUCCGCGAUACGUCUGCGGACAAGCUCUCCUCUCGUGCUGUUCCCUGCGUCUUCCUCGGCUUUGUCCCGGACGCGCCUGGUUGGCAGUUUUACCACGCCACCUCGCGCCGAGUCUUGCCCUCUCAGGACGUCACUUUUGACGAGUCCGUUACCUACUACCGCCUCUUCCCCUACCGCACUGCCCCGCUCCCCACCCCCGCCUCUCUUCCUCGCGCCAAGUGCUGCUGUCGUAGACCCCCUCCCCCCUCAGGGUGCCGCUCCCUUAGGUGUGUCUCAGGUAGACCCGGUUGA
Messenger RNA from Closterium sp. NIES-65, 2373 nucleotides. The record is from the annotation of a GenBank genome assembly. Lineage: Eukaryota; Viridiplantae; Streptophyta; Zygnematophyceae; Desmidiales; Closteriaceae.